CAUUUGCCCCUCUCUCUCUCUCUCUCUCUAUACCACCUCCUGACACUCUUGUGAUCCUUUUCGCUGGUAACCAUCAACUUGCCUGUGAUUUGCUUCAAUUCUGCCUCCCAUUUCUUCUCUAGCGCAGCUCGUAUAUCUAUACACAUAGAAAGCCAUACAAAAGGCCUGCAAUAUCUCAAAAGCUUCUUCACCCCUUCUCAAAACCCUAUCAUCACAAACCUCUCAAUCCUUGAGUUAAAAACAGAGAUGAAAGGCUACUGCACAUUUUGCUUCUUACUACUACUUCUUUCCCUUUCACUUCUUCCUCUACACCUCGUGUCCGGAAGGCACAUCACGAAGACGACCAGACCACAUCACGGCGGGCACCAUGGUAAUAAGAAAGUGGAAGAAGCAGCAACGAGUUACUACUACAGAACGGAGAUGAGGAGGAGAGGUGCAGCAGGGAGAGGAAGGGGCGGACCGGAGACGGUGGAGAUAGCAGGGUCGAGGCUGCCCGACUGCUCGCACGCGUGUGGGUCGUGCUACCCGUGCCGGCUGGUGAUGGUGAGCUUUGUGUGCGCUUCCUUGGAGGAAGCAGAGACAUGCCCCAUGGCUUAUAAAUGCAUGUGCCGCAACAAGUCCUACCCUGUCCCAUAAACAAACACUACAACAACAACAACCUUAACUCUCUGCUCUGGUCUACUCUGGUCUGGUCUCAUCGCAUUUUCUCACGCGAGACCCGGGAGAGAGAGAUUACAUUACAUUACUUUCGAUGGAUCUGCUCCAUGUUAAUUUUGUUGUUUCUUUUCUUUCGAAUCUUGUACACUAUAGUUAGAAUAUCUGUAGGCCAUGUGUUUUUUUUCUUCUGUUGUUUUCUUGGUUCCUUCUAUUUUUCAAUUUUGUUCUAGCCUUGAAUUAAUUUGUACUCUAAAACUCCUCCACCACGCC
Messenger RNA from Linum tenue, 927 nucleotides. The record is from the annotation of a GenBank genome assembly. NCBI's taxonomy places the organism in Eukaryota, Viridiplantae, Streptophyta, Magnoliopsida, Malpighiales, Linaceae.